Messenger RNA from Cyphellophora europaea CBS 101466, 435 nucleotides. Its product is annotated as secondary thiamine-phosphate synthase enzyme. NCBI's taxonomy places the organism in Eukaryota, Fungi, Ascomycota, Eurotiomycetes, Chaetothyriales, Cyphellophoraceae. The coding region runs from base 1 to 435 and encodes 144 amino acids. The record is from RefSeq and is a predicted model, not a curated record. The transcript has 2 exons.
AUGUCUUGGUUCCAGAAGACCUUCACGCUUCCAGCUCGAGCACGAGGCUCCUAUUUGGUUACUGACGAAGUCGUCUCUCAAUUACCAGAAUUGAAGGACUAUAAAGUCGGCAUUCUACAUCUCUUUGUACAACACACUUCCUGUGGUCUUUCAUUGAACGAGAAUUGGGACGAAGAUGUGCGCGCAGAUAUGAGUGACGCACUUGAUCGUAUCGUGCCGGAAGAUCGCAAAGGCAACCUGUACCGACACAGCUGCGAAGGCCCGGAUGACAUGCCUGCUCAUAUCAAGUCUGCUUUGGUUGGCGCGAGUGUAACAGUGCCAAUCUCCAAUGGCCGACUAGCGACGGGAACGUGGCAAGGAAUCUGGCAUCUUGAGUUCCGUGCUUCGAAGCACUCAAGGAAGGUUGUUGCCACGAUCCAAGGGGAGAAGAAGUAA